GACAACAUAAUUCAGGUUGAUAUCUGGACCGAUUCCAUGAAAAGAAAAGUCUUCUUUUCAAGCAAUUUGUUUUCAUUAGGCAGUUCAUCAAUCUUUUGGCUCAGGCAUAACCGUUCAUAUUAUGAAUUUUUAAACUCAUACAAACAAACAAAAAAAUACUGAUAGAUGAUAUCACAAUAUAAACAACCUUCUGUUAUCUAAACAGCCAAGGACCAAACAUCUCUAUCCUACAUUCCAGAAUGAUCUCCUUCCACUGCCUUCUAGUAGCUGUGUUAGUCCUGUGUGUUCCUAUGAAGACGGUGAUAGGAUGUAAUCCAGGGAAUGUGCUAUCCUGCCUAGAGACAGAAUACACCUACACCAUUAACAAACCUUACCAGGACCCAGACACUGGGGAGGAACUGCACUGUUAUGAUGAAGUCACAGUCUAUGCUUGCUGUGGGAGAUGUCAGUCAUAUGAAUAUGGGGAGAUAGGAACGCCAUUUAAGAUUAGCGAGCAUUAUGUGUGCACGUACAAAACCAAGACGCCGCGCACUGUGACCUUGACCCACUGUCAUCCUGACCACCCGGAUCCUACCGCAGAGGUGUUUGAUGCAACGUGUGAAUGCAGAAAAUGUUCUUCAGAUGACACAAGCUGUGAGAAUUCAUAAGACUAAAUCAAAUAUUUAUGGGACCUAAGAUACUGUAUUCUAUCCUAAGACCGCCAUAGACUACAUUUUUUUUUUUUUUUUUUUUUUUUUUUUGAAAAAUGCACUAUGCUACACUUAUUUAUGUUGGAUACUACAUAUAUUUAUCUAAUUUCAGAACUAUUUGAAAUAGUUCUGAAAUUAGAUAAAUAUAUGAAAUAAUUUCUCUAGACUUACAGCAUUUGUAUUUCAUAUAAUAAGGGCACAAAUCCAAUGUAUUUAAGAAUUAAAAUCUCAAAAAAAAAAAAAAGAAAAAAACAUAAUUCUGUAUUAUUCCUGGAAAACUGGACAAAUUACUGCACAUAUCAGGACUUCUUCUGUCCCCAUGGAUUACAGCAAUUCAAAUGUCUAAAUGUCACAAAAAAAUGGCUUGACAUUUCAACAAGCACACACUGUGGAACUUCAUCAGAAAUAAGCCAGGACAUCACUGGUUCCUCCUUGAAUAGUUUCAUGUGCGGCUUUUGCCAAACAACAAGUCAAAUUUUUCUAAAUGUCAAAUGCUUAAAUGUUAUCAUGGAUUGAAUGCAACUUGACAAAUGAAAGAAAUAUUUUUCUUUUCUCUCUUUAAACAUGAAAUAAUUUAACCAAAUUAGGUGGCACGUACAAUAAAGGCAAUCAGUUCACACAUACAUAAAUAUUUGAUAAAAGCAUUAGAAAAUAAAAAGCAGACCCUUUUUGCAAAUUUGUCUUUCAAUUGAUGACAUAAAAUAACUUGAAACAAAAAUAUUUCUGAAAUCAAAAAUACAAACAACACAGCUUUGCUGACAUUACUG
Messenger RNA from Lingula anatina, 1456 nucleotides. Its product is annotated as thyrostimulin beta-5 subunit. Gene Ontology annotation, cellular component: cytoplasm; extracellular region. Gene Ontology annotation, molecular function: hormone activity. NCBI's taxonomy places the organism in Eukaryota, Metazoa, Brachiopoda, Lingulata, Lingulida, Lingulidae. The record is from RefSeq and is a predicted model, not a curated record. Gene Ontology annotation, biological process: G protein-coupled receptor signaling pathway.